AUGGAUCUUAACAAUGUUCUAAAUUUUGUUGUGGAGGAUUGGAGGCGUGGGGAACUAGGCGCCAUAAAUGACACCCUCCGGGGACUAGGGCCUCGGACCUUUGAGGUCCCGGCGCGGGGUGGUGAGACCACCAUCCGAGGGGUCCUGCAAGUGGCAAGCCACAACGCAUUCAUGACCAUGGGCCCAAUGUGUCACCGCAUAACUGUGGCGACGCAUUUCCUCCGGGUGCAUGGCAUCUGGAUCCUCCGCGGCGACGGAGGAUCCGGGGUCCAUGUACCCGGUGGAAGUGGCUAUGGUAGCCCCAUAAGCCACCACACCACACUCCACCACACCAACACGACUCCACUUGAUCUACCACCCUCCACUUGA
This is a messenger RNA of Caenorhabditis remanei, 369 nucleotides long. RefSeq lists its product as uncharacterized. Lineage: Eukaryota; Metazoa; Nematoda; Chromadorea; Rhabditida; Rhabditidae. The transcript is spliced from 2 exons. Bases 1 to 369 code for a protein of 122 amino acids. The record is from RefSeq and is a predicted model, not a curated record.